Dreissena polymorpha is the source of this 2472-nucleotide messenger RNA. RefSeq names its product ubiquitin carboxyl-terminal hydrolase 2-like. The transcript is spliced from 13 exons. Gene Ontology annotation, biological process: protein deubiquitination. Gene Ontology annotation, cellular component: cytoplasm. Gene Ontology annotation, molecular function: cysteine-type deubiquitinase activity. Lineage: Eukaryota; Metazoa; Mollusca; Bivalvia; Myida; Dreissenidae. The record is from RefSeq and is a predicted model, not a curated record. The coding region runs from base 345 to 2234 and encodes 629 amino acids.
AAAAACCGGACUUCCAAUCGAAUAAGCAAUAGGAAAUAGGCAUAUUUCAUAUUUAAAAAAUGAUGCUUAUGAUAAAGUGCUGAUGGUUUCGUGUUUGAAUGACAUGCCUUAUAUGUCGUGGGCGUGUCCAAAUUUUUGACAGGUGACUAAAAAUGCCUCAGCUCUUGUAGACUAAUCCAGUAUUGUUGACAUUUUGAAGCGACAUCAACAAAAAAUGCAAUCGAGAUUUCCACUGGAUCUAAAUAAAACAAUAUAAUCCUAACAAAAUGUGAAAAAUUAUUCAAUAAAAUUUUACGUUAACACACAAUUCCGGGAGUAUCCAUUGAGUCCAACAGUAAGGAUAAAUGAGUUAUAGGACUCAUUUGCUGUCACCAAUCCAAGGAGGCCCACUUUAUGGUUUAGGUACAAUGCCAGGAAAAACAGGAGGAACAAGUGUCUACUCCACAAGUUUUAGAAGUAGGGCAAGUUCAGGAAAUAGAUAUCCUGAAAUACACUCAACAGCUUCAAGCCGUCCAACAUCAAGACCUCUUCCAAGUGGUCCUGGACCUCUCGAUACUGAUGGCAAGAGGUUCAUACCGGAUAGAAAGUAUAGUUCUUCUUUAAGAAAUGUCCCAGUAAAGGCAGAUCAUGGCCAUAUUACUAAAGCAGACUACACACCUAUUACAGGAACUCUACCUAGGAAGUUUCUUUCAUCCUUACAUUCUGGGUCAAGCUCCAGCACUAGUAAUGAAAAUUACAACAGGAGUGUUCGUUCAAGGAGUUUAGCAACACAGGAACGGUUAAGUAAUACAGACAAACUUUCGAAUGACAUUUCAAAUAUAAAGUUAAAUAGUUAUGAUAGUAGUAGCAGUAACGGUAUUAAAACAUCCUCAAGAGCAAAAGGCUCUGAUGAUAUUCUGAAUCCAAGAGAUCAAGAGAUACUGAAUACAAGAGAUCGUGAGAUACUGAAUACAAGAGAUCGUGAGUCAAGGAGAGAUGCUCAUGAAGUGUCAGAAAGACAUAGUCGACUUUCCAAUGGCUCCACAUCAAAUAUUGAGGAUAGUGUUAGUUCACGAAACAAAGACAAUAUUAGUCGUGCUACAAGUUUAAACAGAGAUUCUUUAAUUCGUAGAGAUAGUGCAUCAAAUAUAAAUCAUAAGCCUGUUUCAAGGCAAAGUUCCAGUAGCUCCUUGUCAUCUAGCUCUACAUCUAGAUAUGCACAUGGAGGGAAAGUUGGAUUACGAAAUAUUGGAAAUACAUGUUUCAUGAACUCGGUGAUUCAGUGCCUUAGUAACACACGACCUCUCCUGGAGUACUGUUUGAAUGAUGACUACACCCACGACAAGAACACAACCUCCAGCAAACUGAAGGGAGCAUUGGUCUUAGCCUAUGUGAACUUGAUGACUUCAUGCUGGAAGGAAAAGAAUGCCUCUUAUGUAUCACCAAACAACUUUAAGACUCAGAUCCAAAAAUUUGCUCCCAGAUUUUCAGGUUAUCAACAGCAGGACUCCCAGGAGUUUCUGCGCUAUCUUCUGGAAGGACUCCAUGAGGACGUGAACAGGGUCACACAGCGACCUAAACCCCUGCAGAUUGAUGACAACAAACAUUACAAUGAUACAGAAAAGGCUGUAGAAUAUUGGAACAACUACAUGAGAUAUGAUAACAGUCGGAUAGUUGAGAUAUUUGUGGGUCAAUUGAAGAGUGAACUGAGAUUUGAUGAGUGUGGUCACCGCUCCACAACCUUUGACCCCUUCUGGGACCUUUCUUUGCCGGUGGCCAAGGUACCGUCCGAAAGUGACCUCACAGAUUGCCUGGGCUUGUUUAUGAAGGCAGAGAAACUAGAAGGAAAUGAAAGCCCUACAUGUGCCAAAUGCAAGAAGAGGAGUUCUUGUACGAAGCGGUUCUCCAUUCAGAGGUUCCCACAGAUAUUAGUGCUGCAUUUGAAAAGGUUCAGUCAGGAGCGGUACAGCAGGAAAAUAACCACGCUGGUCAACUUUCCUAUUAAGAAUCUCGACCUCACAGAGUUUGCUGCAGAGAAAGGCCAGCAGCCAGUGUACAAUCUGUAUGCUGUCAGUGAGCACUCUGGGACUACCUACGGUGGACAUUAUACUGCGAAAUGCAAACAUCCCUACUCAGGAGAGUGGAAUAGCUUUAAUGAUACUCAUGUGAGCUCCUGUGGAGCCAAUCAGGCUAUUUCCUCCGAGGCAUACGUAUUGUUCUACGAGUUGGUUAGCAGUGCAUCCUCCCGGCUGUAGAUCCCAUGAGGACGAGUCUAGCUAGUCACUUUGCCAUGUGUCACCUCUGUGAUUACUUUGCACAGCUGUUUUAGUGGUACUUUCUUAAGGAGAUUUUGAUCCAAUUCUGAACUGAUUCCCCAGUUGAUAUAUCAAAAUUGAUAUACACAAAAUUGUGUUGGUGAUACAUGUUCUUUUGUGAACACCAGUAAUUGAUGUACAUGUAUACAUAAUUGGACAAUAAAAAUGCAAAAUUUUA